UUGAAGCCACCUUGUAGGGGAAGAGUUUUCUGCUGGUCCCUUGCUUGCUUUCUUUGCAUGCUGGCUUGGUCUUGGCGGGCUCCUGUCCUGACCAGACUGCUGUAAGGAAACAGGCUAGAGAUGAGGCUGCCUGCUCCUGAGCUGAGCACCCGAAAGCACCACUGGGCAGGCUGAGGCUACCAGGAGUACUCGUUGCAUCUCCCACACCAUGCGUUGCCUGGCUCCACGCCCUGCGGAGUCCUACCUGCCAGAGUCUCAAGGCAGUGGACAGUGUUCCACCAUGGAGCUGGGGCCUCUAGAAGGUGGGUACCUGGAGCUGCUCAACAGCAAUGCCGACCCUUUGCAGCUCUACCACCUCUAUGACCAGAUGGACCUGGCUGGAGAGGAAGAGACCGAUCUCUGCUCAGAACCUGACACGGACACCAUCAACUGCGAGCAGCUCAGCAGGCUGUUGUGCGACAUAGAAAGUGAUGAAGAGACCAAGGAAGCUUAUGCCAAUAUCGCGGAACUGGACCAGUAUGUGUUCCAGGACUCCCAGUUCGAGGGCCUGAGCAAAGACAUUUUCAUCGAGCACAUAGGAUUAGAAGAAAUGAUCAGCGAGAGUGUGGAGAUGCUGGAGGAAGCAGCACAAAAGAGUCAGAAAAGACCCUUCCCAGAGGAGCUGCCUGCAGACCUGAAACACAGGAAGCUCGCCGAGCCCGUGACUGCGCCCAUGAUGACUGGCACUUUCCUGGUGGGGCCAUUGAGUGACUCCUCGGCUCUGCCCUGCCCAUCACCCCUUGCUCUGUUCAACAAGGAGCCGACAUCCGUCCAGACCCAACUGGAGGAAACCAUCCUGACGCCUGCGCCCCCCUCCAGUUCCUUGCUGAGCUGCCUGGGUCUCCCUGCUGGGUCCAUCCACAUCAUCCCCACCCUCCCUGCUCUGCCCCAGGGGCUCUGGCAAAUCGCAGGAGCCGGGACAGAGGUGUCCAGUAUACUCAUCUACCAAGGCGAGAUGCCCCAAGCACCCCCUUCCAGCAGCCCAGCUAUCCCCAGCCUCCCAAAGUCCCCAGACCGGCCUGGCUCCACCAGCCCCUUCGCCCCGGCUGCAGCUGACCUUCCCAGCAUGCCAGAGCCAGCCCUGACCGCCCGUGCAAACAUAACAGAGGAUGAGAUGUCCCCCGCCAAAUGCCGGGCAGCUCGCAAGGUCUCCAGCAAGCUCCCCAAAUAUCCUGAGAGCGUGGAGCAGUUUUGCCGUUCACUACGGGACAAGUACCAGGCCAAGCCCGCAGGCCCGGAGGACAUCCUGGUGGAGGUGGACCUGAUGAGGGCCCGGCUGGAGAGGAGCAGCAGCAAGAGCCUGGAGAGGGAACUGGUCAUCCUGGACUGGGCAGAGCAGCAGCCAGCCCGCGGGGGUCUGGCUGGGGUGCUGCUUGCUGCUAGCGACUGCCGGCGGCCGCGUGAGACACAGGUGAUUGCUGUGCUGGGCAAGGCAGGACAGGGGAAGAGCCACUGGGCCCGGGCAGUGAGCCGGGCCUGGGCCUGUGGCCAGCUGCCACAGUACGACUUCGUCUUCUACCUGCCCUGCCACUGUGUGGACCGACCAGGGGACACCUACCGCCUGCAGGAUCUGCUCUUCUCCCUGGGCCCGCAGCCACUGCCGGGGGACAGUGAGGUCUUUGGUCACAUCCUGAGGAGGCCUGACCGCCUCCUGCUCAUCCUGGAUGCCUUUGAGGAGCUCGAAGCCCAAGACGGCCUCCUGCCCAGUACAUGUGGACCCAUGUCGGCGGCGGAGCCCAGCUCCCUCCGAGGGCUGCUGGCCGGCCUCCUCCAGCGCAAGCUGCUGCGAGGCUGCACCCUGCUGGUCACGGCCCGGUCCCGGGGCCGCCUGGCUCAGAGCCUGAGCAAGGCGGACACCCUGUUCCAGAUGGCCGGCUUCUCGGCCCAGCAGGCUGAGACCUACGUGGAGCGCUACUUUGAACAUUUGGGGGCCACUCACCACCAGGAAAGAGCCGCGGCGCUCCUCCGGGGCCAGCCCCUUCUUCUCAGCCACAGCCACAGCCCCACUGUGUGCCGGGCCGUGUGCCAGCUCUCGGAGGCCCUCCUGGAGCUGGGAGAGGAGGUCGAGCUGCCUUCCACACUGACGGGACUCUAUGUUGGCCUGCUAGGCCCAGCGGUCCGUGACAGCCCCCCUGGGGCCCUGGAGACCAUGGCCAGGCUGGCCUGGGAACUGGGCCGCAGACACCACAGCGCCCUGCGGGAGGACCAGCUCCCAGAGAAGGUGAGGGCCUGGGCUGUGGCCAAAGGCUUGGUGCAGCCUUGCCCUGGGGCUCCAGAGACCGAGCUGGCCUUCCCCAGCUUCCUCCUGCAGUGCUUCCUGGCGGCCCUGUGGCUGGCCCUGAGCAGUGAGAUCAAGGACAAGGAGCUGCCGCAGUACUUGGCACUGACCCCGAGGAAGAAGAGGCCCUAUGACAACUGGCUGGAGGGCAUGCCACGCUUUCUGGCUGGGCUGGUCUUCCAGCCUCGUGCCCGCUGCCUGGGAGCCCUGGCCGGGCCGGUGGUGGCCAGUGUGGUGGAUAGGAAGCAGAAGGCGCUCACCAAGUACCUGAAGCGACUGCAGCCAGGGUUGCUGCAGGCCAGGCGGCUGCUGGAGCUGCUGCAUUGUACCCACGAGGCGUUGGACGCUGGCCUUUGGCGGCAUGUGGUGCAGGGGCUCCCCGACAACCUCUCCUUCCUGGGUACCCGGCUUACACCUCCGGACACCCACAUCCUGGGCAGGACCCUGGAGACAGCGGACCGUGACUUUUCCCUGGACCUCCGCAGGACUGGCAUUGACCCCUCUGGACUCAGGAGUCUCGUGGGACUCAGCUGUGUCACCCAGUUCAGGGCCGCCUUGAGUGACACGGUGGGGCUGUGGGAGUCCCUACAACAGCAUGGGGAGGCCAAGCUACUCCAGGCGGUGGAAGAGAAGUUCACUAUUGAGCCUUUCAAAGCCAAUUCCGUGAAGGACGUGGAAGACCUGGGCAACCUUGUGCAGAUCCAGAGGACAAGAAGUUCCUCAGAAGACAUCGCCGGGGAACUCCCCGCCAUCCGGGACUUAAAGAAGCUGGAGUUUGCGCUGGGCCCUGUCGCAGGCCCCCAGGCUUUCCCCAAACUGGUGAGGAUCCUGGAGGCCUUCUCCUCCCUCCAGCAUCUGGACCUGGACUCACUGAGCGAGAACAAGAUCGGGGAUGAGGGUGUUGCACAGCUCUCAGCCACCUUCCCUCAGCUGAAGGCCCUGGAGACACUCAACUUGUCCCAGAACAACAUCACGGAUGUGGGCGCCUGCAAGCUCGCCAAAGCCCUGCCCUCACUGGCUGCAUCCCUUCUCAGGCUGAGCUUGUACAAUAACUGCAUCUGUGACGUGGGAGCCAAGAGCCUGGCACAUGUGCUUCCGGACAUGGAGUCCCUGCGGGUGCUGGAUGUCCAGUACAACAAGUUCACAGCCGCCGGGGCCCAGCAGCUCGCGGCCAGCCUGAGAAAGUGCCCUGAUGUGGAGACACUGGCGCUGUGGACACCCACCAUCCCUUUUGGUGUCUUGGAACAUCUGCAGCAGCUGGACUCCCGGAUCAGCCUGGGAUGACCCCGCUGGGCCUGGGACAAGACCCCCCACCGACCCUUCUCCAAGGACACGGACCACGCUGGACCUUGAACUGGUUAUCUGUGGACACAGCUCUUCUCAGGUCAUAUCCUACGAGCCUCAGGGUCCUGGCACCCAGUCCUGCCGGCUACGGAAAGGACCCAUGGCCUGCUACCCCGACAGACCCAGGCCCGGCUCCAGGCUCCUUCGGGGCCCAGGUUGAUGCCAGCCCUACACAGCCGCUGCAGCCCUGGUAGACAGGUGGGUGCCUGAUGGCAGCUGCCGUCCACCCAGGAGCCCUGGCGCAUUUUCUACGGGACACUCCAGAAGCCGCCAGAGAGAGGAACCGAGGCAGCAUGUCUCCGCCUCCGCAGGGCCCCGCCAGGCUGGGGAGAAAGCACUUCUCCAGGCUGCUGUCCUAACGGGGCACGCUCGGCGCUUUGAGGGUCCCAGAGGGGAACCGGAUCCAAGCUGCAACUGACUCUGAGGCAGCUGCUCUCUGUCUGUGGGACUCACGGUUUGCAUUAAACUUGUUGGCCGAGGCCCAAGCCGGGCCAGGCCAGGCCAGACGCACUGGACCUUAGCUGGAAGCAACUGAUGGUACACUAAUGGAGGGGCGGGCGGGGGCGACUGGAGCGUGCCUGCCUCUUGCCUUCGUUUGUGCCUCUUCACUACAUUAUAAAUGACUCACUCAACCCCA
This is a messenger RNA of Myotis davidii, 4298 nucleotides long. It is a transcript of the gene CIITA, whose product is annotated as class II, major histocompatibility complex, transactivator. The transcript is spliced from 20 exons. Lineage: Eukaryota; Metazoa; Chordata; Mammalia; Chiroptera; Vespertilionidae. Gene Ontology annotation, biological process: positive regulation of MHC class I biosynthetic process; positive regulation of transcription by RNA polymerase II; positive regulation of MHC class II biosynthetic process. The record is from RefSeq and is a predicted model, not a curated record. Bases 209 to 3601 code for a protein of 1130 amino acids. Gene Ontology annotation, molecular function: ATP binding; protein binding.